This is a messenger RNA of Adineta ricciae, 2529 nucleotides long. Lineage: Eukaryota; Metazoa; Rotifera; Eurotatoria; Adinetida; Adinetidae. The record is from the annotation of a GenBank genome assembly.
AUGACAUCAUCAAGUUAUAUGCUUGAACGCGAACUGCUUGGCUCGGCAAGAGCGAUUAUCGAUGCGAGUUCCAAUGCUCCUCUUACACAACAAUCUCAAUAUAGUACUUUUCGAGGACCAUAUACAACUACAUCUACGAGUUUCAGUCCUCUUGGAUACGGAACAACUCCGUGUGAUAAUUCGGAAUCGAGAAAAGCUCUAGCAGAUUUACAAGACCAAUUACGCAUUUUGAAAAAAGAUCUGGAGAAUAAAGAUGCUCUUGUUCAAGAAUUAACUUCAAUGAAGGAUGCAAAUAAACAUGUUCAUUUCGAACCGUCUCGAUACGACGUUUUAUCUGGUGUUGAUCGAACAUCUCUUGCAGCAGCUCAGCGCGACCUAGACCAAUGUCGAAUGAAAAUCGACGCUCUAACACACGAUUUACGUGAAACAUCGAUCAAAUGCUCGGCGAAAGAUGAACGAAUCAAUGAGUUAAGACAUGAAAAUGAUUCGCUCAAACGCGAGCAGGAGCUUCUUCUUCAAACCAAUAAUCAAUUUCGUUUACGAAUUCGCGAGCUCGAGACGAACAUGAGUUCGUUUGAUUCAGUUGCAAAUAAAUCAUCAUUAACAAUCUCAUCAUUACAAAAAGAUGCUCGAGAAAAACAAGAUCAAUUAUUAGAAUUACAAACACGAAUCAGAGCACACAUGGAAGAACGAGAAGUAAAUGAACGAAAAAUGGAUGCGCUGCACAAAAAAUUACAAGAAUUAUUCGCACAAUUAAGUGUCACUCUUGGACAUGAUUAUGGACAACCGAGUACAUUAGCAUUCGAAACAGUUAUAAACAGAAUUGCUGAUAUAAAUGCUGAGAAUAUCUUACUAAAAGGAAAAAUGGUCAAAUUAGAAGAAACGAAUAAGUUGUUAGAACAAGAUUCGCAAACAAAUCGUGCAACCAUUCAACAAAUGACCAAUCAAUUACAAUCCUAUGAUCAUAAUACCAUCGGCCAUCGCUUGCAAAUCGAUGCGAUCAAAGCCGAGCGAGAUGCGGCACUUCAUGAUAAAGAAAUGGUCAAAAGUGAACUUGAAACAGUGAAAUCUCGUCUUGAUUCCAUUCAGAAAGCCUGGCAGAACACACGUGGAGAAUUAGACGAACGACAAAAUCGAUUUUCCACCAAUGAACUACAUGUUAAACAAUUAGAAAACGAUUUAGCUUAUAGCAAAUCAUGCUUCGAAGCAUUCAAACAACAAGUCGGACAACUGCUUUCUGAUGGAUAUAUCAAAGUUGAACCAAAAGAAGAUGAAAUUAAAGAAAAGAUUCAUUUAUUAAUGCAAUCAAGCAAAGACCGAGGCCUUAUCAUAACAAACCUUCAAAAUCAAAAAGAACAAUUAGCCAAGCAAUUACAAGAACAACUCGAAAUGAACAAAGAAUCGGAGAAGAAACGAACUCAUACCGAGUCGCAUUUGUAUGAAUUAGAAAAUCGUCUGAAAACAUUGAACAUGACCUGCACUUCGGCAGAUGUCUAUCGAGAAAAUCAUAAACAAGACAAAGCGAAGUUCGUUCAUUUUCUCGAGCGACUUGGUGCAAUAAUGCAAAUUGAAAGUUAUUCAACGGAAUUAAAUCCAGAAGUGAUUUUACAACGAGCGGAACAACUGAUGAAAACUGAAAAUGAUUCGCUCAAUGAUCAACGAACAUCGGUUUAUAAUUUACAGCGAAAAAUCAAACAAAUGAAAGAAUUGAUGGAAAACAAGGAUUUACAUUUAGAUCUAUUGAAGAAAAAAGUAUCAGCUUUAGAAGAAGGUCGAACAGCGAAAACAGAUUUAGAAAAAGAAAUUGAUGAUCACGUGAUUUUAUCACGAAAAAUGAAAUUAAAAGUGGAAAGUUUAACUCAACAAGUCAAUGAAUUACGAAAUGAAAACACUUUACUCAAAACACAAAGUGCCGAUGUUCAUACUCUCAAAAAUCGCUUGAUCGAACGAGAAAAGGAAGUUCGUCGUCUUCUAGAAGAUAUUAGUCGAUUAGAAAAUGCCCGAGAUAAACAAGCAUUUAAAAUCUCUUCUUUACAAGAUAAAAUGCAUUCUGUCGAUGAUGAAACUAAUCGAACGUUGAUUUCGUCGGAUAAUGCUGUACGAACUUUGUCGAAUGAAUUACGAUUCUUAAAAGGCACUUUACAACAAAUUAGUGAACGAGAACAACAAUUAUUAGAUUUUCGUGCAUUGAUCGCUCGUAUGCUUGGGUUAGAUGCCAAGACAUUAUCUGUUCCUGACUAUGAAAUCACAGCUCGAUUAGAACGUCUUCUCAGCGUUGUUCAAUCAUCAAUGCCUGUUCCUCUUCUUCAAAUUCCACCUUCAACAAAUGCACCUCAGCAACAACAACAGCAACAGUUACCGCCUUAUCAAAGACGUCAACCUCCUCCUCCUCAUCAUCAUCACCCUGUCACUCACUCCGCUCAUGGUCGUCGUCGUACUCCAAGUCCUGUUUCUCGUCGAAAUCAAGCCAAUCAUCGUGCACGGUCACUUUCGCCGUUACAUGCGGGACUCGACCCACGAACAUACUAA